Neoarthrinium moseri is the source of this 1812-nucleotide messenger RNA. RefSeq lists its product as uncharacterized. NCBI's taxonomy places the organism in Eukaryota, Fungi, Ascomycota, Sordariomycetes, Amphisphaeriales, Apiosporaceae. Gene Ontology annotation, cellular component: mitochondrion. The transcript has 2 exons. Gene Ontology annotation, molecular function: dihydroxy-acid dehydratase activity. Gene Ontology annotation, biological process: branched-chain amino acid biosynthetic process. Bases 1 to 1812 code for a protein of 603 amino acids. The record is from RefSeq and is a predicted model, not a curated record.
AUGGCCUUCCAGACCCUGCUCCGGGCGAGAGCCCCUGCAGCUCUGGCUCGAAGCUGUCGGGCUCCCUCGAGCCAGUAUGCUCGCUUCCUGAGCUCGACGCGAUCCCUCCGUGCCGACGACAGCGACCUCAACAAGGUCUCGCGCUCCAUCACACAGCCCAAGUCCCAGGGUGCCUCGCAGGCCAUGCUGUACGCCACCGGCCUCGACGAUGCCGACAUGAAGAAGGCCCAGGUCGGUAUCUCAUCUGUGUGGUUCGAGGGUAACCCCUGCAACAUGCACCUGAUGGACCUGUCCGUCAUCGUCAAGGAGUCCGUGAGGAAGGCCGGCCUGAUCCCCUACCGGUUCAACACCAUCGGAGUCUCGGACGGCAUCUCCAUGGGAACCACCGGCAUGAGAUACUCCCUCCAGAGUCGUGAGAUUAUUGCCGACAGCAUCGAGACCGUCAUGAACGGCCAAUGGUACGACGCCAACAUCUCCCUCCCGGGCUGCGACAAGAACAUGCCCGGUGUGUUGAUUGCCAUGGGCCGCGUCAACCGCCCCAGCAUCAUGGUCUACGGUGGUACUAUCGCCCCCGGCUGCAGCAAGGACGGAGCCCAGAUCGACCUCGUCAACGCCUUCCAGGCUUACGGACAGUACAUCACCGGAGAGAUCACCGAGGAGCAGCGUUACGACAUUAUCCGCAAUGCCUGCCCUGGACAGGGAGCUUGUGGUGGCAUGUACACGGCCAACACCAUGGCCACUGCUAUCGAGACCCUCGGUAUGUCGCUGCCCAACAGCAGCAGUAUCCCCGCCGCCCACCCUCUCAAGAGGGCCGAGUGUGAGGGCGUGGGUGAGGCCAUCAAGCACAUCAUGAAGGAGGAUAUCCGGCCUCGCGAUAUCUUGACCCGUCAAGCCUUCGAGAACGCCAUGGUCGUCGUCAACAUCCUGGGAGGCAGCACCAACGCCGUCCUGCACCUUAUCGCCAUCGCCGACAGCGUGGGCAUCAAGUUGACUGUCGACGACUUCCAGAAGGUCAGUGACCGCACUCCCUUCCUGGCCGACCUGAAGCCCAGUGGCAAGUACGUCAUGGCCGAUAUGCAGACCAUUGGUGGCACACCCGCUCUCCUCAAGUUCCUGCUCAAGGAGGGUAUCAUUGACGGCAGCGGCAUGACUGUCACCGGCAAGACCAUGAAGCAGAACGUCGAGGAGUGGCCCGAGAGCUUCCCCGAGGACCAGAAGAUCAUCCGCCCCUUCAACGACCCUAUCAAGCCUACUGGUCACAUCCAGAUCCUGCGCGGCCAGCUCGCUCCGGGUGGCAGUGUCGGUAAGAUCACUGGCAAGGAGGGUCUCGUUUUCAAGGGCAAGGCUCGCUGCUACGACAGAGAAGAUGACUUCAUCGAGUCUCUCGAGCGUGGCGAGAUCAAGAAGGGCGAGAAGACUGUCGUCAUCAUCCGAUACGAGGGUCCCAAGGGCGGUCCUGGUAUGCCCGAGAUGUUGAAGCCCUCGUCCGCCAUCAUGGGCGCCGGUCUCGGCAACGACGUUGCCCUGCUCACCGACGGUCGCUUCUCUGGCGGUAGCCACGGCUUCUUGAUCGGACACAUUGUCCCCGAGGCCAUGGAGGGCGGUCCCAUUGGACUCGUGCGAGACGGAGAUGAGAUCACCAUCGACGCCGAGAAGCUUACCAUGAACACCAACGUUACCGAUGCCGAGUUUGCCGAGAGGAGAAAGGAGUGGGUUGCACCGCCACCCAGGUACAGCAAGGGUACUCUGACCAAGUAUGCUCGCUUGGUGAAGGAUGCCUCCAGCGGCUGUGUCACUGAUGGCCGGGACUAA